This is a messenger RNA of Pantherophis guttatus, 3102 nucleotides long. RefSeq names its product acetylserotonin O-methyltransferase like (gene ASMTL). Lineage: Eukaryota; Metazoa; Chordata; Lepidosauria; Squamata; Colubridae. Gene Ontology annotation, molecular function: O-methyltransferase activity; nucleoside triphosphate diphosphatase activity; protein dimerization activity. The record is from RefSeq and is a predicted model, not a curated record.
CUCCCCUCCGCGGGCCUAGUGGGUUGUCCUCUGGCGUUCUGGCUUUAUUGGGUUUUUUUCCUCGCACCUGGGCUUUUAUGCGACGUCGCCUUCACGACAUCUGCAGCCAUGGUGCUCAAAGCGGUCCUUAAAAAGCUGGUCGACAAACGGGUGGUGCUGGCAAGCGGCUCCCCGCGCAGGCAGGAGAUCCUAAAUAACAUGGGUCUCCAGUUUGAAGUUGUUCCAUCAUGGUUCAAAGAAACACUUGAGAAGUCAACUUUUUCAGCCCCGUAUCAAUAUGCUGUAGAAACUGCAAAACAGAAGGCACUUGAAGUAGCAAAUAGAAUGCAUGUGAAACAUCUUCAAACACCAGAUAUUGUUAUUGGAGCAGACACUAUAGUGACUAUAGGAGGACAAAUUUUGGAAAAACCAGUGGACAAACAGGAUGCCUAUAAGAUGCUUUCCAGGUUAAGUGGUAAAGAACAUAGUGUUGUCACAGGUGUUGCAAUUGUUCACUGCAGUAGUAAAGAUGAUUAUCUAGACACUGGAGUCACUGAGUUCUUUGAAGAAACAAAAGUCAAAUUUGCCGAACUCUCUGAGGAACUUCUGUGGGAGUAUAUCCACAGCGGUGAGCCAAUGGACAAAGCUGGUGGAUAUGGGAUCCAAGCACUUGGGGGAAUGUUGGUGGAAUAUAUUCAUGGAGAUUUCUUGAAUGUGGUCGGGUUUCCUUUGAAUCAUUUCUGCAAAAAGUUAGGUGAACUGUAUUAUCCGCCCCCAAAGCAUACCAUACAGCAUAUAAAAUAUGACUCUAUCCCUUCAGUGGAGACUUUUGAGAUUCUAAGUGAUGGAGACUGUGAUUCUUCAGAUAUGGAUUCUUCAAAAAUGGAAGAUGCCAAAAGGCUAACAAAUGGUGGACUUGUGGAAUUGGGAAAAUGCAAAGAGAGCAAUUGCAAUUAUAAGAUACCUAUGGAAAUUCAAAAUGGAGUACCAAGAAAUGUAACACAAUGCCUCUCUAAACUUACACAUCUUUUGGAUGGAUUUAAAGGCUCAAAGGUUUUGUUUGUGGCAUGUAAGCUGAAAAUAUUUGAUCUUCUUAAAGAUAGGGGCACUGUGACCACAGAAGAUGCGGCAAAUCAACUUAAUACUUCCCUACGUGGAACAGAAAGAUUACUUGAUGCCUGUGCUUCUCUUGGUCUGUUGGAAAAGAAUCAUCAAGGUUACAGUAAUGCAGAACUAACAAAUCUAUGCCUGGUAUCUGAUAGUGAAUAUUCACUUCAUGACUACAUUCUUCAUUGUAAUGACCACCUAUGGUCUUUGUUUACUCAUUUGGAGCUAGCAGUUAAAGAAGGAACUUCACAGAUACAUCAUACAUCUGAGAAGAAAGUGAAUGAUUUGUUUCAGGAUUUCCACUGUCAGUCUGCAGAGGCAAAGCAACGUUUUGUGAGAGCCAUGGACAGCAGUUCCAAAGUGACAGCAAGGGACAUCAGCACAGCUUUUGAUCUUUCCCAGUUCAAAGUUGUAUGUGAUUUGGGAGGUUGCACUGGAGCUUUAGCUUAUGAUUUAGUCCAGAUCUACCCAGAAAUGCAAGUCAUUGUCCUUGAUCUUCCUGAAGUUAUUACAGAUGUCACCAGCUGUCAACUUUCAAGACAAAAUGCUUGUGAAGUAUCCUUUGUAUCAGUAGGUGAUAUUUUCAAAGAUAAUCUUCCAGAAGCAGAUCUUUAUAUUCUUUCAAGGGUUUUACAUCAUUAUUCUGAGGAAAAGAUUUCCCUACUGUUAAACAAACUCUCUGCUCUUUCCAAGCAAGGAAUUGCGCUGCUAAUAGCAGAGAUAAUACUUGAUGAAAAGCGAAUAAAACCUGCUAGAGCUGUUUUCCAGUCUCUCAGUAUGACAGAAGGCAAGGAAAGAAAUACAUUGGAAUACAAACAGUUAUUAGAAGAACAUGGAUUUAGUAAUGUACAGAUUAAAAUAACAGGAAAUCUGCUAGAUGUAAUUUUGUGCUCUAAGAAACCAUCUUCCUACACUAAAUAGUUCUGGAUUUAUUAUUUCAGUUUUCUGAAUACUGUGUUUCUAUUUCUGAUUAUGGUGUCUCUGAAUUGUUAUGGUGGUGAAUUGUAUGUAAAAGCUAUUCCACUUUUUAUUAUUUGUUAAAAACUGAACUAAAUGUAAUUUCCUUCUGAAAAGUCCUGGCUGCUUUUGUAACUAAUAGUAAUUGAUAGCAUUAAAUCAUUUCUCCCUUUUUCCCCUAUUACAUGUUCUUUCUAAUUUAUGGUCUAAUGUAAUCCAACAACUUUUCUGUGCAUCAUGAGCUAUAGAGAUUCUCAGUCAUCCAGGUCAUGGUUGUCCCAGAGGUGCUUUUUCAGGAGGGAACUGGACUUUCAUUUGAAGAUGUUUUGCUUCUCAUCCAAAAAGCUUCUUCAGCUCUGAUAGGAUAGUGGGGAAUGAGAGGAUUUUAUGACAAGCAAAAUAUCUUCAAAAGAAAAAACGAAGUCCAGUUGCCUCCUGAAAAAGCACCUUUGGGACAUCAGGAGCUGUACAGAUUUUAGUAGGGCAGGCAUCAAUUCUAUAGUCCAAUGGCCCUAUUUUGUAAUAGCAAAAUCCAAGAAAUAUAAGAAAACAUUAAAGGAAUCCACUCCCCCACCAUCUCCCAACACAUACAUACAGAUUUGGUGAUAGUGAUUACACUUAUUCAAUGUGUGGUCAGGUUUAAUGAAUAAGCCACAUGGUAAACCACUGAUGAUGUGAUAGAAUAUGCAUCUGCAGAAGCAGUGGGGGAGAAUUUUGGCAACAGAGCUUUCCCAGAAAGAGGCUUGGAUUAAGAGACUGCAGACCUCAGCUGCUGGAGGGAGAGGGAGGAUCAAGUGAGCCGUGGUAGUGCAAUGGUUAGAAUGCAGUAUUGCAAGCUAACUCUGCCGACUGCCAGCAGUUCGACUCUCACCAGCUCAAGGUUGACUCAGCCUCAGACUGAAGCUAGUAAAAUGAGGACCCAGAUUGUUGGGGGCAAUAUGCUGACUCUGUAAACUGCUUAGAGGGGGCUGUAAAGCACUGUGAAGUGGUAAAUAAGUCUAAAUGCUAUCAGGAUAGCCACAUCCUAGAAUCUCUAAGCAAAUAAAGGAUUGGAAUUGA